UUUCCAGUCGGACCAAUAUCCGUGGCGCACACAGGAAACGCUUCGUUCCUCGUAUGUUUUACUUGUGUUGUUGUCGUCAUGGUGGUUCAGAAGUAGCAUUUAACACGGCUGUAUCAUUGUAAUAAUACUUGUUAGAGGUGAAAAUGCCGAAGGUGGUGUCUAGAAGCGUCGUGUGCUCGGACACCAGAGACAGAGAGGAGUACGACGACGGAGAAAAGCCUCUCCAUGUGUACUACUGCCUGUGCGGGCAGAUGGUUCUGGUCCUGGACUGUCAGCUGGAGAAACUGCCCAUGAGGCCCCGGGACCGAGCCAGGGUGAUCGACGCGGCGAAACAUGCCCACAAGUUCUGCAACGUGGAAGUGGACGAGAACACGUACAUCAAGAGGGCCGAGGGCAUCGAGAGGCAGUACCGCAAGAAGUGCGGGAAGUGCGGCCUGCUGCUCUUCUACCAGCACCAGGACAAGAACAACCCGGCCACCUUCAUCGUGGACGAGGCCGUGGUCAAGUUCGGACAGGGCUUCGGCAACACCAGCGUCUACAGCCAGAAACAGCCGGAGGCGCCCAAGAAGGUCCGGGUGAUGAUGACCAAGAGGACCAAAGACAUGGGCAAGUUCAGCUCCGUCACCGUGUCCACCAUCGACGAAGAGGAGGAGGAGAUCGAAGCCCGAGAGGUGGCAGACUCUUACGCGCAAAACGCCAAAGUGAUCGAGAAGCAGCUGGAGAGGAAAGGCAUGAGCAAGAGGAGGCUGCAGGAGCUGGCUGAGCUGGAGGCCAAGAAGGCCAAGAUGAAGGGCACCCUGAUAGAUAACCAGUUCAAGUAGAGGGGGGUCUCUAUAGGAGGGGACACUCUCUGGACAUCCUCAUUCUGUGGACUGGUCAGCUAGUUUUAUGAAGGACAAUAUUUAGACUUAUCGAGAGGACUGAUUGUUUCCUUUGGGUGUUUGUUGUAUUUUAUGUUUGGGAUCUUGGGAGGAUGCAAAACUGCAUAUUUCUUCUAUCCUCUAAAACUUCAAAUAAAGUCCCGUCCCUGUUAAUACCCUGGUGUUUGAGGCUCCUAUGUGUAAAGUUUUGAAUAGUCUGCUGAUCAAACAUAAGGAGAAAAAACAGCAAGACACAUUUGUUGAAUUUGUUGUUACCAAUAUCUUAUUUUUAUACACGGAUAAAUAUUCUUUCAAAUAGUCUUCCCAUCUUUACUGUGCUCAAGUAAAUAAAGGCCUGUCUCAUAUCGACACCUGUCCCAAAGAAAGACCGGCUCAUUUCACAGACUGAAGCUAAGAGAAGCCCGGGGUAUUAGUUGAAGUCUUACGGGGAUGCUAUUUUGUACAAAGAUAAUAAAAAAUGUUUUU
This is a messenger RNA of Labrus mixtus (cuckoo wrasse), 1346 nucleotides long. RefSeq names its product STING1 ER exit protein 1 (gene steep1). The transcript has a single exon. The coding region runs from base 144 to 821 and encodes 225 amino acids. NCBI's taxonomy places the organism in Eukaryota, Metazoa, Chordata, Actinopteri, Labriformes, Labridae. The record is from RefSeq and is a predicted model, not a curated record.